Cajanus cajan (pigeon pea) is the source of this 762-nucleotide messenger RNA. RefSeq names its product small ribosomal subunit protein bS21c. Gene Ontology annotation, molecular function: structural constituent of ribosome. Gene Ontology annotation, biological process: translation. The record is from RefSeq and is a predicted model, not a curated record. Lineage: Eukaryota; Viridiplantae; Streptophyta; Magnoliopsida; Fabales; Fabaceae. Gene Ontology annotation, cellular component: ribosome.
UGAUCAUCAUCAUCAUCAUCACCAUGGCAGCCUCGUCCACCAUCAACAACUUCCUCUCCUUCUUCCUGCCAACAAAACCGCCGCAACCGUCACCUCCGCCGCCGCUGCCGCUCCAAUUGAACCCCGCCGCCGCCGCCUCUCAGAGGCAGAAACCCUCGCAGCCACUAGUUGCGCAGUACGACCCUUCCGCUUCGGCGGAGUUAUCCUCUGUGAUAUGCCCCUCUCUGGCGUACGCGAACACGCUGUUCUUCCGGUCGCCGUACAACGUGCAGGUGGUGGUGGCCGAGGACGAGCCCGAGGAGCGCCUGCUCAACAGGUUCCGCAGAGAGGUGCUCAAGGCUGGCGUCAUUCAGGAGUGUAGGAGGCGAAGGUACUUCGAGAACAAGCAGGAAGAGAAGAAGCGCAAGACGCGUGAAGCUGCCAAGCGUAACCGCAGAAGGAGGCCUAUGCUAAAAACUUUGGCACAGAAAAAGCAGGAUGUCCCUGCAACCAAGAGGGAGGAGGAUGAGGAUAACUGGGAUCUUCCUGAAGGAGACACCCUGUAUUAACCCUUUGGUUCCCGAAGUUCUGUAGGUUUCUUUGAGUUCCCUGCAUGUAAGUUUUGUUAAGCAAAUGUGUUCCUUACUUGGUGUAUGUUGAACUGUGUUUUCUUUUAUUAGUAAGAAAAUAAUGUUGAACUCUGUUUAACUCAAUACAAUGUAAUUUGUCUGUCUGUACAUUAAAAUUUUGUUAUGCCCUUGAUUCUCUGAAUUCUUGCAUCAA